AGAGACCUCUGUUACCGCUAGAAACAUGAUCUUCAGGCUGCUUUUGGCUCUCAACUUCUUUUCCUCAGUUCAAGCAACAGAAAACCAGAUUUUUGUGACGCAGUCACCUAUGCUUGUUGUGUACAACAAUGCAGUCAACCUUACCUGCACGUAUACUCACAACAUCUUCUCAAAGGAGUUCCGGGCAUCCCUCUAUAAGGGAGUGGAUAGUGCUGUGGAAGUCUGUGUUGUGAAUGGAAAUUACUCCCAUCCGUUUCGUCCUCACUCAAAUACAGGAUUCAACUGUGAUGUGAAAUUGGGCAAUGAAACAGUGACAUUCUACCUCUGGAAUUUGUAUGCUAAUCAAACGGAUAUUUACUUCUGCAAAAUUGAGGUUAUGUAUCCUCCUCCUUACAUAGAUAAUCAGAAGAGCAAUGGAACCAUUAUCCAUGUGAAAGAAACACAUCGUUGUCCAGUGGUCCCACCUCCUGCAUCUACUACAAUAUUUUGGACACUGGUGGUGGCUGUCGGACUCCUGUCUUUCUAUAGCUUUCUAGCAACAGUGGUUCUUAGUAUUUUCUGGAUAAAGAAUAAGAAUAAGAGAAUGCUUCAGAGUGACUACAUUAACAUGACCCGUAGGAGAAUGGUGCCUGCCCCCAAGUACUACCAGCCUUAUGCCCCAGCACGUGACUUUGCUGCCUACCGCUCCUGACAUGGACGCCUAUCCAGAUGCCAGCCGGCUGGCAUCUCUUCACCUGUUCCACAUCACUGCUCUGGAUAGGAAAUGACUGCCUGACUUCAGCCAGCCACCAAGUACCCUGUUAGGCCAGCAACGUCAAUUUUCUUGGAAUGACUAGACCAAUGAACACCAUUUUGAGACUCUGAAGCAAAGUUCAAGAAUAUUG
Molecule: messenger RNA, 884 nt
Organism: Sorex fumeus (smoky shrew)
Lineage: Eukaryota; Metazoa; Chordata; Mammalia; Eulipotyphla; Soricidae
Gene: CD28
Product: CD28 molecule
Exons: 4
Coding region: 26-691 (221 amino acids)
Biological process (GO): positive regulation of T cell proliferation; immune response; T cell receptor signaling pathway
Cellular component (GO): external side of plasma membrane; membrane
Source: RefSeq, a predicted model, not a curated record